CAGACUUUCCAAAGUCGAAGAGCUCGCUGACAUCGAGGUCGAAUGGGUCGAAAUCAUCUUGGAUGAUGCGAGGGUCGAAGCCAAGAACGGGUUCCAUGUCAGGAUGGAAGUGGUAGCCGAAUUCCAACUGAUCAUAAGCAGCCUGUUGGUCAGCAGUGACGGCACCAAUGGUCAAGUAACCCUCUGGAACAUGGUCACUUGAGACACUAGAAGGAGUCGCUUGGGCGGAAGUGAUGUAGUUGGUCUCAGCAUCAGUCUGCUUAAUUAUAAGACAGACAGUCAUCUCUAUCAACCAGUCCCUGCUUGUAGCAGUGCUCGACCAACUCAUGCACAGAGACAUUGGUUUGUGGAGGAAAUUCCAGGUUUGUCGCAGCUGCGUCGAAACCAUCAACUCGACGAAUGGCGUCUUUACCCUCAUUGGUUGUGACAGUCCAACCCAUCUUGACAAGAUACUGGUCGGCUGGGACGACAGGGAGAAGAGGAAUAGUGGUCUCAAGGAACUUUUCAAGCGAGACCGAUUCUGAGUGACCAUCGCGGAGGUCAGAGAACGCUUUGCCCAACAGACCGAAAAGGUUGCGGCGAGGUUCCUUGGCCCACAUCUCUCGGAGGAGCCCAGACUUGUCCAUCUGUUUGCCCUUGAACACCGAUCCAUAGUAUGCUGUUUAACAUGAAGCCGUUGAGAACUCGCUUUGUCUUUUUCUUGCCACGAGAGUUCAGGACUCGAGCCGCCGGCUUGGAAACCUUGUUCGCAUUCUUUGGCUGCAUCGCAUCAGCAGCAAGACCUUUCGAGUUCUGCGCAGUGAGUGUUGCAAGGGUUUUGUUGAUGUCGUUCAAUUGUGCUUCGGUGAGAUUUUCGAAGAUUGCGCUCAGUGUGGCCUGAAGCUGUGCCUUAGUUGCGGCCAUCUUGAUCUGUGUUCAGCAGAUGAAAGUGGAAGCGGGACGCUCGGGCGCUGAACAAAGAAACUGGUAUGUGAGACAAUCGUUUCGACUCAACCACACAGCGUUCAAGGUGAUGAUUAGAAUAUGAAACCAGUCGAUCAAGACAGAGAUCAAAAAUAUUUGUGGUUGAUCUGAAAGUGGUGGUGGGCAGAGAGAGAAAAAUCCCAACCUCUCUAGUUCAAUUUUUGCACUUCACCCUGCUGGACUUCACUCCCUCACUCCAGGAAAAUACUAAGCAGAACCGAUACUAUUCUUUCCGAAAGAACAAUGUCUCUUCAUUUACUAUCCCCAUGAAAGCGCCCAGCCACUGCAGACUUUGUCAUCGCAGUUGAUGGUGAGCUGUCGGCUAUACUCGACGUCCGGCUUCAGUUCUUUUAAUACACUCAUAUCCCGCCAAUACCAUACAAAUAGUUGAUGCAGCCCUGCGACAUCAUGGACACAGAUUAUUUAACUUCCAAUUCGCCCACCAUCAACGGCGAAUACAGCCAUCGAGGUUGCGUCAAUAGUGACGGUAAUGUCGAAACAACAUGUAGCCUGAAGUACCUCACUUCUCUUUGUCUGGAAGUGCUUCGGGCCAGAUCUGCGCCAAUGGUUGAGCUCGCCACAGAUGCGGACGAAAGCUCAAGAAUUCGUCGUCUGCAGUUUGUUUCAACAGAAGUUCGAAGACUAUUUCAGAAUCCGGCACUCUUCCCUUCAGAUGCUGCAAGAGUCAGAUUUGCGUCCAUCAUAGCAUUGGACGCUAAUCUACAGUUCGUCGAAGCUGUUCAGGCCCACCUGAUUCGAGCGAUACAAGAAGAGCUAGACAGCCAGAAUCGGGAAUAUAGUCGUCCGCAUUACGUCGAAGGGAGCAAAGGGUGGGAGAACUUUCUUUGCAAUAUGAUGCCUGGAGUAGCAACGAGCAAUCGCCCUUCAGAGACCACACCCAAGUCUUCUCUCCAGGCAAUUCCGUCAGUCGGUCUGAGAAUAGUCGGAGACCUGUCUCGACAAGAUGAUAAUAUUAUUGUGUGGGAUGUGCUGAACCCCAAGCCACCUGAGAUGCCUCCCGCUGCGACUACCAGGCUGAUUAACAUUGACAACCCUGCUGAUCAAACUCCAAAUCCUGAUAUUUCGCUAUCACAACAAAGCUACAAUACAUUCAUACAACCGAAUCCAUAUCGCGAGGACGAGACUCUCCGGCUUGAUAUUCCGAUACAAGGCCCUGAAGCAGUCGAGGAUUACACUGCCCUGAUUGCCCGUCUGGAAGCAGAUCCUCCACCUGCAGGCCUGCCUGUCACGAAUAUGACAGGUCUUAACAUCUUUCCCAUGGUUUACCUUCGAUCUUGGCGACCGCCGACAAGGUUGGCAGAUCUCAAACACCGUGAAAGACCGCGCCCGCCAGUAAGACGUUGAUUGAGUCAAAGGAUAUUUGAUGAGCUUCGAAGUCAGCCUCAAGCAAAACUUCCAUCUUGAAGGGCGGCCUCGCCAUCUAGAACCUAGAUGCGACAUCCUGGGCUCUGAGUCUGCCCUCCUCCACUCAUCCAAGCCAGCUUGCCAACACAGCAGCACCAAAAUGAACCCAAAUGCCAGAUCCAUCUUCUCGUCAAGAGUUCAUCAUACCAGCCUCGAGGCAUGCCAUCACCAGACGGACAUUCAUUCACCACCAGAAUUGUUCCUCAUGUACAUUCCCAAAAAAAGAAAAAGAAAAACAAGCAAAGCCAACGAAAAAAAUUUACCCUGCCCCCUGCCCUCGCCCCUCGAGCUCAACAUUGCCAGCAUUGCCACAUCAAUCGAUCGAUGCACAGCACCGCAGUGCACCAGCCCCAACUCUCAGAAAGAGUGUGGGCCAUCAGCUCAAGAAAGAGCAGGAUGCAACUCAAAUCAGUUGCAAGAAAGAAAGAGAAAAACAUACACAAACUGGAACGACACCCAGUCACAAAAAAAAAGCAGAAAAGGACAAAAACCAAGACGAAAAACUCACACCCACAAAAGAAUAGAGAGUCAGUCAAUCAGUCAGUCAGUUUCAUCAGGUCAUCAGAGUUUCCAGACAAAGUUUCAUUUCCUUCCCACGGGGAUGGAAUCAUGGAAUGAAUCAUGGAUGAUCAGUCAAUGAUCAGUCAUACUGCGGAGCUUGAACUUGUUUAUCGCAUCAUUGGGCAAUGGGCAUUGGGCAACGGGCACAGGCAUGGGGGGUCAGCCUCGAUCGAAAUCAACAUGGUUGAAAGGGAAAAAAGCAAAGUUGAAGCUACAGAUUGUGGCUAUUGGAGGACAGGAAUCAAACCAAACCACAACGGGGUUCAAAAUGUUCAUAGGUCCGUAGUCAUUAGGAUAGUAGAAUUCACUUUCGCAAG
Messenger RNA from Exophiala mesophila, 3266 nucleotides. RefSeq lists its product as uncharacterized. The transcript has 9 exons. The record is from RefSeq and is a predicted model, not a curated record. NCBI's taxonomy places the organism in Eukaryota, Fungi, Ascomycota, Eurotiomycetes, Chaetothyriales, Herpotrichiellaceae. The coding region runs from base 1354 to 2328 and encodes 324 amino acids.